Molecule: messenger RNA, 1752 nt
Organism: Branchiostoma belcheri (Belcher's lancelet)
Lineage: Eukaryota; Metazoa; Chordata; Leptocardii; Amphioxiformes; Branchiostomatidae
Product: deleted in malignant brain tumors 1 protein-like
Exons: 8
Coding region: 54-1448 (464 amino acids)
Cellular component (GO): membrane
Molecular function (GO): protein binding
Source: RefSeq, a predicted model, not a curated record
AGCCGCGAAGGAACAACUAUCUCUUAACGAGGCUCCAGGUACUAUCGACAACCAUGGAUUUUGCCAUUUCCUUAUUCUUCUGUGCGCUCACAUGGUCAUCAGUUCCAGAAGUAACGAGUGAUGCAGGAGACAUAGUGUCCAUUUAUAGUGCUGAUGCAAUCCCCAUUCGCCUACGUGGAGGCACCACCACCUCCGGUCGUGUGGAGGUCUACUACAACGACCAAUGGGGAACCAUCUGUGACGACGGAUUCGACAUUGACGACGCCAAGGUCAUCUGCCGUCAGCUUGGAUUCACCAACGUCACAGGCGCCUACACACAGGCACACUUUGGCGAAGGUGUCGACCCGAUUUGGCUGAGCAAUCUCGCCUGCAACGGCAACGAGGAGUCCCUAAAGGACUGCCAACACUCCGGCUGGGGCCCGAUCGCCAACUGCAAACAUGAGGAGGACGCCGGUGUGGAGUGCUCUGGAACACCAUCGGCAGCUGAGCUGUUCCAGAUGCUAAGCGAGCAGACCAACGCUCAUAUGCAACAAGCUGCGGUACUUGACGCACAGCAAACGACAAUCACGACCAUUCAGCAAGAACUGGACCAACUGGCUGCUGACGUGCCGACCCUGGUGCAGACCAGCGCUCUCCAGAACGGCGAGAUCGGCGAGCUUCAGCAGCUCAUGGGUACCCUGGACUACAAGGUGGACGAACUCAACAACAUGGCAGUGUUCCCUAUUCGUCUGAUGGGUGGAAACGCGUCACACGGACGAGUGGAAGUGUGGCACGACGGACAAUGGGGGAGCAUCUGCGACGACAACUGGGAUAUCAACGACGCGAAGGUGGUCUGCAGACAGCUAGGCUACGAGGAUGCCAUCACCGCCUACAGUCACGCCGAGUACGGGGAGGGGACAGGACCGAUCCUCAUGGACAGCGUCGCCUGUACCGGCCCGGAGCCGCAACUGGCCGCGUGCGCACACGAGGGAUGGGCGGUGCACGACUGCAAGCAUGAGGAAGACGCCGGGGUUGGGUGUCUCUAUCAAGAUGAGCAGGGCACCUGGGCUGCAUUCUCAGCUGGCUGGACAGCGGGUAACACCAAACCGAGCGGUGCUUACAUCAUCCCUUUCAACAGCGUCUACACCAACAUCGGAGGUCACUACUCCUCCUCAAACGGCAGGUUCACAGCGCCCAUUAGCGGCCACUACUUCUUUGUGGUUAACGCCCACUCUCAAUACCUCGGUAGCUACGAUGUCUAUCUCGAUUUUUUGAUAAACAAUAGUCCUUACAAGUCUAACUGGAUUUAUGACAUCGACAACCACGAUCACGUUGAUACAUCUAGUAACAGCAUCAUUAUCCACCUGAACAAAAACGACUAUGUUUCCAUCAGGAUUCACAGCAGUAGUUAUGCCCUGACCGGGUACGAGAAAACCACGUUCUCUGGCUUCUUGAUUCAGGCAGAUUAGCAUAAUAUAUGACGUAACAUAUGUGUGAAACAGUAUGUGUAUGGCAGUCUGAAAUUCACAUCACAGCAAACACCACCAGAUAAGUAUUUCAAAUGAAUGUUUUAAUAUGUUCAUUGUAUCGCGCAUAUUGUUCUAAUGAUAACCGGACAUAUCCCUGACCAUCCUGUUUUGUGUAUCAUCCACGGCAUCAAGAAUAAAUCAGUUAUAACUUGCGAUGAGACUGUAAUUAAUGAAAAUGUCAUGCAAUAUCACUCUUUCACAGGGAUUUGUGCUUUCAGGCCAUUUUGGUUCAAAUAAAGAAGGU